Messenger RNA from Gallus gallus (chicken), 9119 nucleotides. It is a transcript of the gene SCN9A, whose product is annotated as sodium voltage-gated channel alpha subunit 9. The transcript has 32 exons. Gene Ontology annotation, molecular function: voltage-gated sodium channel activity; protein binding. Gene Ontology annotation, biological process: membrane depolarization during action potential; sodium ion transmembrane transport; neuronal action potential. Gene Ontology annotation, cellular component: voltage-gated sodium channel complex; plasma membrane; axon. NCBI's taxonomy places the organism in Eukaryota, Metazoa, Chordata, Aves, Galliformes, Phasianidae. The coding region runs from base 711 to 6686 and encodes 1991 amino acids. The record is from RefSeq and is a predicted model, not a curated record.
AUCUUAAUAUUUCAGCCUUCCUUGGGUGCGGUUUUGUAGAUUUGAAGUUACAGUGCAUAACCAAGUACACAAUCAAUAUGAGGAUGGUGAGGCAGUGGAACAGGUUGAUGCAGUUGAUGCCCCAUUCAAGGUGUAACAGCAUUUGUUAUAUGUGGAAAUGCAGAGAUUUCUUCACAUGCACAUUUCAGUACAACGUUACUGGAGAGAAAACAUGGUUAAUGGAAUGUUGAAAGAAGUUCUGAGUCACAAGCCAGAUGGCACAAGCUAUUGGGAAGAACAAAGGAAUUGCAGAGCCAGCAACACAUUACCUUGUACUAUUAGCACGCAGUUUGAUGCAACUGCACUUCAGAAUCAGCUGAAGCUGGUCCUUUGGAUCACAGAAUUGCAGGGAUUGGAGUGGACCUCUGGAAAUCAUUUAGUUCAAGCCUCCUGCUAAAGUAGGAUCCCAACAAGAGAAGCCUCAUCCUACCUCCACUGUCAUGACCGCCCUACUAAGAAGUGAAGGCCAUUGUAAGAGCUGCUGUUUUUUGACCUGCCUGUGCAGUAUGUGCAAACAGAGAGAUUCAUCAAGAGAAAUCAGAAGUCUGUAGUUACAAGGACAAAACUGGAAUUUUAAAAGCAACACAGUGCUGAAGGAUGUGUUUAAAACGUGAUCCCAGGAUCUUCUUGCACAAGAGCCUAGAAGUAUUUAAAGCUUACAGAAUGAAAAGAUGGCACAGGCAAUGCUGGUACCACCAGGAUCUGACUGCUUCUUCUAUUUCACCAGAGAGUCUCUUGCAGCUAUUGAAAAACGUAUUGCUGAUGAAAAGUCUAACCGUGAUAAAGAUGAACAUAAAGAUGACGGUGGUCAUGAAGAAGUUCAGCCGACGCCAAAUAAUGACUUGGAGGCAGGAAAGACACUGCCAUUUAUUUAUGGUGAUAUUCCUCCAGAAAUGGUAUCUGAGCCCCUGGAGGAUUUGGAUCCGUAUUAUAUCAAUAAAAAAACGUUUAUAGUAUUGAAUAAAGGGAAGACAAUCUUCAGGUUCAGUGCGACAUCUGCCUUGUACCUUUUAUCUCCUUUCAAUGUUAUUAGAAGAGUAGCUAUUAAGAUUUUAGUUCAUUCGUUGUUCAGUAUGCUCAUUAUGCUCACCAUUUUGACAAACUGUGUAUUCAUGACAUGGAGUAAACUUCCAGAAUGGACAAAGAAUGUAGAGUACACUUUCACUGGAAUUUAUACUUUUGAAUUUCUGGUAAAAAUCCUUGCAAGAGGUUUCUGUAUAGAUGAUUUUACUUGCCUUCGUGACCCUUGGAACUGGCUUGAUUUUGUUGUCAUUUCCUUUGCGUAUAUAACAGAAUUUGUAAACCUAGGCAAUGUUUCAGCUCUUCGAACUUUCAGAGUAUUGAGAGCUUUGAAAACUAUUUCUGUAAUCCCAGGCUUGAAGACUAUUGUGGGAGCCUUAAUUCAGUCUGUGAAGAAACUCUCAGAUGUAAUGAUUUUGACUGUUUUUUGUCUGAGUGUGUUUGCACUGAUUGGACUGCAGCUGUUCAUGGGCAACUUGAAGAAUAAAUGCUUGUUAUGGCCAUCAAGAAAUUCAACCUCUUUUGAAAAGUACUUAGCUCCAUACUUUAAUGAUACAGUGUUUGACUGGGCAGCGUACAUUGAGAAUGAAAGUCAUUUUUAUCGUCUAGAAGGACAAAAGGAUUAUCUGCUUUGUGGCAAUAGCUCAGAUGCAGGUAAAUGUCCAGAAGAGUUUAUCUGUGUGAAAGCAGGUAGAAACCCCAACUAUGGAUAUACUAGCUUCGACACAUUCAGUUGGGCUUUCUUGUCCCUGUUUCGACUUAUGACACAGGACUACUGGGAAAAUCUUUAUCAGCUGACAUUACGAGCUGUUGGCAAAACAUACAUGAUAUUUUUUGUUCUGGUCAUUUUUCUGGGUUCCUUCUAUUUGAUUAAUUUGAUUUUGGCUGUGGUUGCCAUGGCCUAUGAAGAACAAAAUCAAGCAACUAUGGUUGAAGCAGAACAGAGGGAAGCGGACUUGCAGCAGAUGCUUGAACAGCUGAAGAAGCAGCAAGAAGAAGCUCAGGCAAUAGCAGCAGCUGCAGUGGAGAUGACAGAGUUUGGUGGUGAAAGUGGACCUUCAGACAGUUCUUCUGAAGCAUCCAAGUUUAGCUCAAAAAGCGCCAAAGAAAGGAGAAAUAGAAGGAAGAAAAGAAGGCAGAGGGAGCAUUCUGGGGAAGAGGAUAACAUGAAAGAUACAAAGCUUUCAAAAUCUGAAUCAGAUGGCAGUAUCAGAAGGAAAGGUUUCAGAUUUUCUUUCGAUGGCAACAAACUUGCUUAUGGGACCCGGCUCACAUCACCCCACCAGUCUUUACUAAGCAUUCGUGGCUCCCUGUUUUCUCCCAGACGUAGUAGCAGAACAAGUCUUUUCAGUUUUAGAGAUCAUGGAAAAGAGAUAGGAUCUGAAAAUGACUUUGCUGAUGAUGAACACAGCACAUUUGAUGAUAAUGGAAGCAGAAGAGGUUCUCUUUUUGUACCACUGCGACACAGUGAACGGCGUGGUAGUAACAUUAGUCAGGCUAGCAGACCGUCAAGAAGGCUGACACUGUUUCCAGUGAAUGGGAAGAUGCAUAGCACUGUGGAUUGCAAUGGAGUGGUUUCUUUAGUGGAUAGACCUCCAUGUCUCUUGUCACCUACAGGGCAGCUGCUGCCAGAGUUGAUAAUAGACAAACCAACAACUGAUGAUAAUAGUACUACUACAGAAAUGGAAAUAAAAAAGAGACGUUCAAGCUCAUAUCAAAUACCAAUGGAUUUGCUGGAGGAUCCCAAUCUAAGACAGAGAGCCAUGAGUAUAGCUGGCAUUAUCACAAAUACAAUGGAAGAACUUGAAGAAUCCAGACAGAAAUGUCCACCCUGCUGGUACAAGUUUGCCCACACAUACUUAAUUUGGAAUUGUUGUGAGGUCUGGUUAAAAGUGAAGAGUGUAGUUUCAUUUAUUGUAAUGGACCCACUUGUUGAUCUGGCUAUCACUAUUUGCAUAAUUUUAAACACACUGUUUAUGGCCAUGGAGCAUUAUCCAAUGACGGAGACUUUUAACAAUACACUUAAAGUAGGAAAUCAGGUUUUUACUGGAAUUUUUGCAGCAGAAAUGGUUCUCAAGAUAAUUGCCAUGGAUCCUUUUUAUUAUUUCCAAGUUGGUUGGAAUAUUUUUGAUAGUUUUAUAGUUACCCUUAGUUUGGUGGAACUUUUUCUGGCAAAUGUGGAUGGAUUGUCUGUUCUACGAUCAUUCAGAUUGCUUCGAGUUUUCAAGUUGGCAAAAUCUUGGCCAACUCUAAAUAUGCUGAUUAAGAUUAUUGGCAACUCAGUGGGGGCUUUGGGCAAUUUGACCCUGGUGCUGGCCAUCAUUGUGUUCAUUUUUGCUGUUGUUGGGAUGCAGCUGUUUGGGAAAUACUACAAGGAAUGUGUCUGCAAGAUCUCCAGCGACUGUGAACUUCCACGCUGGCACAUGCAUGAUUUUUUCCACUCUUUCUUGAUUGUAUUCCGAGUGCUGUGUGGAGAAUGGAUAGAAACGAUGUGGGACUGCAUGGAGGUGGCAGGCCAGCCUAUGUGCCUUACUGUCUUCAUGAUGGUCAUGGUGAUUGGAAACCUAGUGGUAUUGAACCUUUUUCUGGCCUUGCUGCUGAGUUCAUUUAGUUCAGACAGCCUUUCUCCUACUGAGGAUGAUAAUGAAAUGAAUAAUUUACAGAUAGCUGUUGCAAGAAUUCAGAAGGGAAUAGAUUACGUGAAGGAAAAAGUAGGUGAAUAUAUCCAAAAAUCUUGCUGGAGGAAACAAAUGGCUGCAAAUGAAAGAACAGCAACAGAUCAGUUGAAUGAUGAAAGACACCAUUGCAUUUCCAACUGUACCGUUGCUGAAAUAAAGGCAGACACAACUUACCACAAAAAUGAGAAUGGAACAGCCGGUGUUGUAGGAAGCAGUGACUAUCCACUGUUCAUAAACAACCCAAGCCUUACUGUUACGGUACCGAUAGCUGUUGGAGAAUCUGACUUUGAACAUCUAAAUACAGAAGAGUUUAGUAGUGACUCAGAUUUGGAGGAAAGCAAGGAGAAGAUAAAUCUUUCCAGCUCAUCUGAAGGAAGUACAGUUAAUUUGGCUCUCUUUGGAGAAGAAAAAGCUGAGACUGAGCCAGAAAAAGCAGCAGAGCUACAGACAUGUUUUACAGAAGGCUGUAUACAGAAGUUUAAAUGCUGUAGAUGCAGUAUAGAAAGCAGAAGAGGAAUAAUCUGGUGGAACCUUAGAAAAACUUGCUACAGGAUAGUAGAACACAACUGGUUUGAAACAUUCAUUGUCUUCAUGAUUCUUCUCAGCAGUGGUACUCUGGCUUUUGAAGAUAUAUAUAUUGAACAGCGCAAGACUAUCAAGGUCAUACUGGACUAUGCUGAUAAAAUCUUCACUUACAUCUUUAUUCUGGAAAUGGUGCUAAAAUGGGUGGCUUAUGGUUUUCAGACUUACUUUACUAAUGCCUGGUGCUGGCUGGACUUCCUGAUUGUUGAUGUCUCCUUAGUUAGCUUAGUAGCUACUGCUCUUGGUUUCUCAGAACUUGGUGCAAUUAAAUCUCUCCGAACAUUAAGGGCUUUGAGACCUCUAAGAGCUUUGUCACGCUUCGAAGGAAUGAGGGUGGUUGUGAAUGCUCUUACUGGAGCAAUCCCAUCCAUAAUGAAUGUGCUUCUGGUUUGUCUUACAUUCUGGCUAAUUUUCAGCAUCAUGGGAGUAAAUCUGUUCGCUGGCAAGUUCUUUUACUGUGUUAACACCACAACUGGAGUUCAAUUCAAACCAUAUGAAGUUGAUAACAAAAGUAUGUGUGAAAAUCUUGGGAACACUGCAUCAGAUGUUCGAUGGAAAAAUGUGAAAGUAAACUUCGAUAAUGUUGGAGCUGGUUAUCUUUCUCUGCUUCAAGUAGCAACAUUUAAAGGAUGGAUGGAAAUCAUGUAUGCUGCCGUUGACUCUAGGGAUGUAGGGAAGCAGCCCAUGUACGAAGAUAACUUAUACAUGUAUCUUUACUUUGUUGCCUUUAUCAUCUUUGGAUCCUUUUUCACCCUAAACUUGUUCAUUGGUGUCAUCAUAGAUAACUUCAACCAGCAAAAAAAGAAGCUUGGAGGACAGGACAUUUUUAUGACAGAAGAACAAAAGAAGUAUUACAAUGCAAUGAAGAAGUUAGGUUCCAAGAAACCACAAAAACCUAUACCUAGGCCAGCGAAUAAAUUGCAAGGUUUGGUGUUUGAUAUUGUAACAAAGCAAGCAUUUGACAUCGGCAUUAUGGUCCUCAUCUGUCUUAACAUGGUCACCAUGAUGAUAGAAACAGAUGACCAGAGUGAACUUAUGCAAAAUAUUUUAUACUGGAUUAACUUUGUCUUUGUUGUCCUUUUCACUGGAGAAUGUGUCUUAAAACUGUUCUCACUCCGUUAUUAUUACUUCACUGUUGGCUGGAAUAUCUUUGAUUUUGUGGUUGUUAUUCUUUCAAUAGUAGGUAUGUUUUUAGCCAAGGUGAUUGAAAAGUAUUUUGUGUCCCCUACUUUGUUCCGAGUCAUCCGACUUGCCAGAAUAGGCCGCAUUCUGCGUCUCAUUAAAGGCGCAAAGGGAAUCCGCACUCUGCUUUUUGCUCUGAUGAUGUCUCUUCCUGCUUUGUUCAACAUUGGCCUGCUGCUCUUCUUGGUCAUGUUUAUCUAUGCGAUAUUUGGCAUGUCCAACUUUGCCUACGUUAAGAGGGAAGCUGGGAUUGAUGACAUGUUCAACUUUGAAACAUUUGGCAACAGCAUGAUCUGCCUAUUUCAAAUUACCACAUCUGCUGGCUGGGAUGGCUUGUUAGCCCCAAUUCUUAACAGUGGGAAGCCAGACUGUGACCCUAACAAACCUCACCCAGGGAGCUCUGUUAAAGGUGACUGUGGCAACCCUUCGGUUGGGAUUUUCUUCUUUGUCAGCUACAUCAUCAUAUCCUUUUUGGUGGUGGUGAACAUGUACAUUGCUGUCAUUCUGGAGAAUUUUGGUGUUGCAACUGAAGAAAGUGCUGAGCCCUUGAGCGAGGAUGACUUUGAGAUGUUCUAUGAGGUUUGGGAAAAAUAUGAUCCAGAUGCAACACAGUUCAUAGAAUACAGCAAACUAUCAGAUUUUGCAGCUUCUCUGGAUCCUCCUCUUAAUAUACCAAAACCAAACAAGGUCCAGCUGAUUGCAAUGGAUCUGCCCAUGGUAAGCGGUGACAGAAUUCACUGCCUUGACAUCUUGUUUGCUUUCACAAAGCGUGUUUUGGGGGAGAGUGAUGAGAUGGAUGCCCUCAGAGUACAGAUGGAAGAUCGUUUUAUGGCAGCCAAUCCUUCUAAAGUCUCCUAUGAACCAAUCACAACCACAUUAAAACGAAAACAGGAGGAAGUGUCUGCUACCAUUAUUCAGCGUGCCUAUAGAUGUUAUCUUUUAAGACGAUCAAUAAAGAAACUUUCAUGCAUGUAUCGCAAAGAUGGGGUUGAUGUACUUAGCAAAAAUUAUAUGCUUUUUGGUAAGCUAAGUGAAAAUUCAGCUUCAGAAAAAACAAAUAUGACUGCAUCCACCACAUAUCCACCUUCCUAUGACAGUGUAACAAAACAAGAAAAGGAAAAAUAUGAAGAUGACAAAUCAGAAAAAGAAGACAAAGGGAAAGACAGAAAAGGAAAUAAAAAGUAGAAGACAUAAAGAAGUGUGCAGUGGUGGCUGUUUAAAGCCUCAGAAGAUGAAAUUUUUAUCAAUAACACUUCUGUUGAAGGAUUAUGCCAAAAUGACAAGUUUUUACCGAUUUACCCAGUGCUAUUGUCAGUGCCUGUACCAAGAUAAUGACUUGUCAUUAGCAAACCCUGUAUGUAGCAGGGAAACAAGCUUUCCAGAAUAGCUUUUAUUACCAGCUGGCACUAAUAGAGAGGAGACAAAGUUUUUACUUGGACUGUGUGGACUCUUAAUGGAAUGCAAAAUUACCAGUUCUAGUAAGUUUGUAUUUUGUGGAAUGUGUGUAUCCACUGUGUGCAUUUCAUCUACUAUGUAUGUGUAUCUUUUCCUUUGGUGGUCUCUUUUGCUGUAAUUCACAUUCUAUUAUUUGUGAUUGUACUCUGUUGAGGAAGAAGAUAGAUGCUCAUUCAUAGGAACACAGUGUCAUGGGUAGGGAAUUACAGUGUCAUAAUGUGAACAUAGUCCUCUUCAAGCCACCACUUCCAAAAGCAGAAAAAUGAGAUUCCAGACUCCUGGACCUUAGAAUCUACAUCAAAUCAACAGUAAAUGAUAAAGAAUAUAGUUUAGAAAAAUAAUUUAUCAGAAAACAAAACAAGAGAAGAAUCACUUUCACAGACAGGAGGUUAGUAGUUUGUUCUCUUGAUUUUUCUAUAUUCGUUUAAUACUUUUUAUUAAUUCUUCAUUUUUCACAGAGUCCUAUUCAGUGAAUGAUUUAAAUGUGUCAUGCUACAGAAAAUUUCUUUUUUUUUUUUUAUAAAUGUGGAACUAGUAAAAAAGAGUUAGUUUACUUUCAGGGUCCAAGAUUACUCUUAGUUCAUGAGUGUUUAAAAUGGGAUUUUAUCAUAGAAUAGCUAUAAACACCAAAUUCUGCCUACAGGGAAUUGCUGGGCUGGGGCGGGGGGGGGGAGUGAUAGUUUAUUUUACUUAGUUAAGAAAAGAACAUAGACCUUGUAAUAACUUCCAUACUUCGUUCUGUAGUCAGUCACUACAAAUUUCAUUUCACAUAAAUAAAUCCUAUUUAAUACAGUAAUCAAAGCUACAUGUAUAAAUUGAAAGCAAAAUACCUAUUGGGACAAACAUUGCCUUAGUUUAUAUCUUAGGCUGAAAUUAGCAUACUUUGAGAAACUGAUCAUGUUGGAGAUAUAAAAUAUGUUCAUCGAAGGUAAUUUUGAGCCCCAUAGGACUUUAAUCAGGUUUCCACUUUAUGAAAUGCAGUCUUCCUUAGAAGGCUGAGAUGACCAAAUGAUGUACUUGAAUCAGCUUUGUACUGCACUGUGGUUUAGAUGACUUUUUUCACAUCAAGGCUUAUAGAACCUACGUAGGUAAAAUUGUUUUCUGUUACUUAGUUGUUUUACACAGUGGUACCUGUUUGAACAAAGAGACAAUGAUCUAAGUACUAUAUUUAUUGCAUUAAAUAUGUACCCUCAUAAGUGUAGCUUUUAAUAUUUCAGUAGAUCAUAUGAUAUAUUCUGUAAUAUUCCAAAUAAUUGGGAAGCUUUAACUGAUGCAUGCUUGCUGCUAUUAUCCUACAGCUAUUAAAGUCUAAGAUGGAAAGACAUGUGAGUGUUAGAAAGGAAAAAACUAUUCAGCAAGACCAUCAUUCCUCAGAACAGUAAGCAAUAGUUUGCUGCUAUUAUAGAUUUUAUUUUGAGUUUAUUAAUAGUAUGCUGUGAAUAAAUGGAUGAUACAAGAUUAAUAGACUGCUUAACUUGCUAAAAGUGUGAGGCUGUAAAAAUAGAUAUCUAUUGAUCUAUUCAUGUUAUUUUGCAAAUAAAUUUAUUUUAUAAUAUUUUAUACAAAUUAGGAGAUACUACAAAUAUCUUCAUGUUAGUCAUUUUUAUUCUAUCUCUAACAGUUUUGUUUUUCUGGGGGGAGUGUGGGAACAUAAGAUACAAUAUGAAUUGGCAAUUGCAAUUCUCUGCUAAUUAUAUGAAAAUAGAUUUUAAUAAGUAGUAGUUUUAAAAGAAAUGAACAGCACAGAUCUUUUUCUGAUCAGUAGAUAGUUCCUUGUACAUGACACAAGAUGGAAGAAAGUUUUCUUUUAAAAUCAUACUCUUGUCUAUCAAUUUUCAGGUUACAGUAAGUUUAUCUUUUGUCAAAGAAACCUUGUUUUUCUGCCAUGUUAUUCUCACUGCCUGCUUGUCCUGUGGAUUCGUCCUGCAGUAGCAGCGCUUCAAAUAUCAUUUGCUAUUCAAAAUCUUUCUUUGUAAGAAUGAAUAGUGAACUUGUGUUAUGGGCAGUGGAAUACUUUCCAAUUCUUACAAAAGAAACUAUAGAUGGGCUUUUGCUUUUACAGAAACUGGUUUCUGUAUUGGUAAAUUGCAUGCAGGAUGUUGUUUUACCAAAAAUAACUACAUUGCUAACAACCCAGAAGAAUAAAGAUAACCUUUUUAUGUA